This is a messenger RNA of Polistes dominula (European paper wasp), 1479 nucleotides long. RefSeq lists its product as uncharacterized. The record is from RefSeq and is a predicted model, not a curated record. Lineage: Eukaryota; Metazoa; Arthropoda; Insecta; Hymenoptera; Vespidae. Gene Ontology annotation, molecular function: protein binding.
CUAAGAACAAUUUGACGUUUAUUUCAUCAAACACAUUUAUUAAAUUGAAACAUAUGAAAAAAUUAGAUUUGUCUGAUAAUUUUCUGUCGGAAAUGUAUAUUGAUGAAUUGGUAGAAUCUAAUAAUUUAGAUGAAUUAAAUUAUUCGAAUAAUCAAUUGAAAGUAUUUGAUAAUAUUAUAUUUGAUAAACUAUCAACUAUUACGAAAUUGAAUUUGAGUCAUAAUUCUAUUGAAAUACUUAAAUCGUCAAUUAUAACCACACCCAUUAAUAAUUUAAUUGUUCUUGAUCUUUCUUACAAUAAUAUAACUUUUAUUAGUGAUGCAUUUUUAAAACCAUUUGUGCACUUACAAUAUUUAAACUUAUCGUUUAAUAAAGUUACUUCAAUUUAUGAAAAUACUUUUUUGCAACUUUUCAAUUUAAGAAUACUUAUGAUUAAUAACAAUUUCCUUUCGUUAAUAAAUUUUAAUAAAUUGCCAACAAAUUUAACUGAAUUAAACAUAGGAUAUAACAAAAUUACAAAAUUAAUUUCAGAACCAUCCGAAAUUGACGUAAAAACAAAUAUUAACUUUACUAAUACAUCUCAGUUAGAACUUUUAAAUAUAAGUGGUAAUAGUUUAUCAGAUUUUCCAAACAUAACAUUUCCAAGAUUAAAAGUAUUAGAUAUUUCAAACAAUAAUUAUUCUCACAUUCCGAUAUAUUUAUCAUCAGAAAAUUAUCCAUCAAUUAAAACAGUUAUUGUCAGUGGCAAUCCAAUUAAAAAUUUAACAUUGUACUCUAAAUUAAGAUUACAAUCAUUUGUCGCAAAUAAUAUUACAUUAGUUGAAAAAAUAAAUGAUGAUACAUUUUUCAAAUUGGAAGCACCUAUAAAUGAUUGCAUUAAUCUUACAAUAUCUAAUAAUGAAAAACUAAGCUUCAUUGAUGAAAAAGCUUUGAAUCAUAUGAAUGCAUGUUUUGUAGAUUUAAGUAACAAUAAAAUAAACUACAUAUCUCCAAAAUUGUUAUUAUCAUCUAAUGGUACUCUUAAAAUAAAUAAUGGUAUUAAUUUGCAAGGAAAUCCCUUUGCAUGUGAUUGUUCAUUACAGUGGAUGUUAAGUGAUCUAAUACCACAACUUUAUGUUAUAAAUCAAGGCAUUUUGAAUAAUUUAAGAUGUGCAACUCCUCUGAGCCUAUCGAAUAAGAGAAUGGUACAUUGGUACAAGUGGAAGAAAAAAAUAUUUUGUGACGACACAUCUGAAUUAUUUGAUCUUUCAGAAAAAUACUCUGUACAACUCGAAGGAGUGUCAGAAAAGAAAGUAAUAACAAUUGAAUCUAGUCCUGGAUUAUUAGCAAUCUUAGGCAGUGCUAUUUUAGUGUUAAUCAUACUUUUUGUAAUUGGAAUUUUAUUGACUCAAAAGUUAGAACAAAAAAGAUCUCGUAAAAAUAGAAGAUUUUAAAUAAACUGUUAGAUAUAACAAAUAUUCAUUUAUAAAGAAAAUAUUU